Grammomys surdaster is the source of this 2849-nucleotide messenger RNA. RefSeq names its product zinc finger protein 11. The record is from RefSeq and is a predicted model, not a curated record. Bases 42 to 2099 code for a protein of 685 amino acids. Gene Ontology annotation, molecular function: DNA-binding transcription activator activity, RNA polymerase II-specific; RNA polymerase II cis-regulatory region sequence-specific DNA binding. The transcript has 3 exons. NCBI's taxonomy places the organism in Eukaryota, Metazoa, Chordata, Mammalia, Rodentia, Muridae. Gene Ontology annotation, biological process: regulation of transcription by RNA polymerase II. Gene Ontology annotation, cellular component: nucleus.
AAUGCCUAGACCCUGCUUGAUGGAAUUUGUAUAGAAAUGUGAUGUUGGAGAAUUACAGAAACCUUGUCUCCCUGGGUCUUGCUGUGUGUAAGCCCUCCCUGGUGACACUGCUGGAGCAGAGACAAGAGCCUUGGGAUGUGAAGGGACAGGAGUCAGGAGCCAUGUACCCAGAGACUCUUUCUGACUGCAACAACUCUGUGAAAGACUUUGAUCAACACGCAGAACUUACCAUCCGUCAGUGCACACACAGCGAAGAGAAGCCAUACAAGCAGGAAGAACGUGAGUCAGCUUCCAAGCAGCACGUCAGGGCGCACAAAGGAGACAUGCCCCAUAAAUGCAAAGACUGUGGGAAAGUCUUUAAAUACCGCUCCAUCCUCAACCAACACCACGUCAUUCACACAGCCGCAAGACCCUACACAUGUAAAGAGUGCGGCAAAACCUUUAAGAGAAGCAGAAACCUCUCCCAGCACCUGGCGAUUCACAAGAGAGGGAAACCACACCAGUGUGAGGAGUGCGGCAGAGCCUUCACUAAGCUUUCUGUCCUGACUCAACACCGUGUCACCCACACCGGAGAGAAGCCCUUCCAGUGUAAAGAAUGCGGCAGAGCCUUCAAAUAUAAUUCGAGCCUCACUCAGCACGAAGUCAUUCAUACCCAAGCCAAACCCUACAAGUGUCAGGAAUGUGGCAAAGCCUUCAAGAGAAGCCACACGCUCAGUCAACACCAGGUGACUCAUAAUGGAGAGAAGCCGUACAAGUGUAAGGAGUGUGGCAGGGCCUUCACUAAGCAGUCGUCUCUCACACAGCACCAGGUCAUCCACACUGGAGAGAAGCCCUAUCAAUGCAGAGAGUGUGGGAAAGCCUUCAGGUAUCAGUCAACCCUUACCCGACACCAGGUUGUUCACACGGGUGCAAAACCCUACAAAUGUUCCGAGUGUGGCAAGGCCUUCAAUAACAGUUCCACCCUCAGUCGGCACCAGAUCAUCCACACGGGAGAGAAGCCCUACAAGUGUCAGGAGUGCGGCCGGGCCUUUUACUGCUCCUCCUUCCUCAUCCAGCAUAUGAAGAUCCAUUUCGAAGAGAUGCCCUACCGGUGCAAAGACUGUGGGAAGCCGUUCAGGCUCUCCUCCCAGCUUAUCCGACACCAGAGGAUCCACACUGGGGAGGAGCCCUACAUAUGUAAAGAGUGUGGCAAAACCUUCAAGUAUCAGUCUAACCUCACCCGUCACCAAAUCCUUCACACCGGCACGAAACCCUACAAAUGCCCCGAGUGUGACAAGGCUUUCAAUAACAGUUCCACCCUCACUAGACACCAGGUCAUCCACACGGGAGAGAAGCCCUACAAGUGUCAGGAGUGUGGCAGGGCCUUUUACUGCUCCUCGUACUUAAUCCAGCAUAUGAAGGUCCAUUUCGAAGAGGUGCCCUACCGGUGCAAAGACUGUGGGAAGCCAUUCAAGUGUUCUUCCCAGCUUAUCCGACACCAGAGGAUCCACAGCGGAGAGAAACCCUACGUAUGUAAGGAGUGCGGCAAGGCCUUCAACUGCACUUCCUACCUGACUAAGCAUCGGAGGAUCCAUUCCGCAGAGAAACCCUACGUAUGCAAGGACUGUGGCAAGGCCUUCAACUGUCCUUCCUACCUUUCUAAACACCGGAGAAUUCAUGUUGGAGACAGACUCUAUAAAUGCAAAGACUGUGGCAAAGCCUACUACUUUUCCUCACAGCUUAACCGACAUCAGAGGAUCCAUACUGGGGAGAAACCCUACAUAUGUAAGGAAUGUGGCAAGGCCUUCAACUGUUCUUCCUACCUUAAUAAGCAUCAGCGGGUCCAUAUUGUAGAAAAACCCUUUGUGUGUAAAGAGUGUGGCAAAGCUUUUAACUGCUCCUCAUACCUUACUAAACACCAGAUGACCCAUACCGGAGACAAGUUAUACAAAUGCAAAGACUGUGGUAAAGCCUACUACUUUUCCUCCCAGCUUAACCGACAUCAGCGAAUCCAUACCACAGACACACCCUAUAGAUGUAAAGAAUGUGGCAAGGCCUUCAUUUCUUCUUCCAGCCUUAAGCGACACCAGGAAACACACUCUACUGAGACCAAGCAGUGAAUAGAAUUUGUGUAUAUGUAUAUAAGCAAAGCCUUAGUCGGAAGAUAGUUGUUACUGGGUGUUUCAUAAAAGAGAAAAAACCCUAUUUGUGCACUUAAUGUCUUUAACAACUGCUGAAUCUUCCGUUUGCACCAAAAGGCCCAUGUAUGAGGGGAAACCAUGCAGGUGUGAGGAAUGUGGCACUGUUUCAGAUUGUGUUCUACACAACCCAUAGUUGAGAACCAUUACAGAUGGGAUAAUAUGGCCUGGCCUUUGACCAAAGCUCUUCUUCAAAGUAGCAAAUUCAUAGUGGAAAGAGUAUUGUCCUAUGUCUAACUCUCAGAACAAUCCAACACUAUGCCAUAAAUCUCCUCAUAAAAUGAAAAAAGUAACAUAACUUUCACUAGUACCUCAACAAAUUGUUUUGUUUUGUUUUUGGUUGUUUGUUUGUUUCUGAGACAGGAUCUCUGUAAUAGCCCUAGAACUCACUCUGUAGACCAGGCUGGCCUCAGACUCACAGAGAUCUGCCUGCCUCUGCAUCCAGAGCACUGGGACCAAAGGCAUACACCCACAGGCCCAGCCUAUACCUCAAAACUUGGUGUAUACAAAGGAUUGUCAUAGGACAGAAAUCUUACAAAUAUAUAGAUGUGGCAAAAUUUUGAACUGCUGCUUGUCAUUAGUCAAUGGGUGGAAAGAAUAUAUCACUGGUGUCAGAGUGAUUUGAACUCGUCUUUGAAAGGAUGGAAUUUGUUAUACAUCCAAAUUUGCUAA